Pocillopora damicornis (cauliflower coral) is the source of this 2761-nucleotide messenger RNA. RefSeq names its product BTB/POZ domain-containing protein KCTD21. Gene Ontology annotation, biological process: protein homooligomerization. The record is from RefSeq and is a predicted model, not a curated record. Gene Ontology annotation, molecular function: protein binding. NCBI's taxonomy places the organism in Eukaryota, Metazoa, Cnidaria, Anthozoa, Scleractinia, Pocilloporidae.
UUUUUAGUAUUAUUAUUAUUAUCAUCAAAUUUGUAUUCUAUGGUAUGACAAGUAUUCCUUUUAGAUUCAUCACACGAGUCGUACCAGGUCAUAAGCUAACUGGUCAUCAUUCAAAGGAUCUUGCAAGAAAGUAACCAUAUGUCUCCAUAAAUCUUUUUUAUUUCGUUUGGCUAGCAUGCCAAGAAAGCGACCUCCGGGAAAGAUGAUGUUGCAGUCCGUACUGCUGGUUAUUUUCUCACAAUCCUCUGUCCGUCUUUUCACGUGUAGUCUGAUUCGAAGCGAAGAAGCCGAUUUCAGGCUAAGAUUUAUGAAAAUAUACUCUUCUAUCAGACAUUUUCGAGAUAUUUUUCGGCUGAGUAGGCGCGAUUGUUCGUAAAAUGCUUUCUAGACGCGUCUUAAACGCAGUAUGUGCCUGGACAUAACCCGUGCAAGCUUUCAGUCACCUCAAUACCCUUCAUGCUGCUUCUCAGUACCGUGAGUCACUCGUAAGCUCAUCCAUAGGCUUAUAUUUUUUAAAUAAACAACCUUUACAAAAUUUCAACGAAACAUUGGCUGUGUCGAAGCGCUUCAUGGCACAAGUCAGCAAAAGGAGUAUCAUGAUUUCACCUCAAUUCAUAUUUCGUGAUCAAGCGGCCAACAUCAAAGUUACGUAUGUCACGUCCUCUGAGCCACAAAAUGCAAAUUUUGGAGAACGUGGUAUUGAUUAAUAUAAUCUCGUGACUGAAUCUGAAUUUAUUUACACAGAGCCGUGUAGUUGACAACUUCAUUUAUUCCGGGGAAGCGUGGGAUAACGAGAAAUGAUAGCAUUAAAACUAUUGUAGGAAUAAAAAUGGCGUUUAAAGAAUCACAGAUAUUUGCUGUUACAGAAAAUAAGUACAAUAUAGUGUCCAAAAAAAAAAAAACGAAACGAAACGCUGAUUAACGAAGAUAUUGCCCUUAGUUCCUUUGAAUGUCACUCUGUUAACAUAAGAAAUACUUUAAGAGUGAAGAAUAGUGUAAUCCUAAUGAAAUUAUUUUACUUUUUAGGCCAGGAAAGCUAUGAUCACUGUUGCGUGCAAGAGUGACUCUUUUUAAGUGGAUUCAUCUUUUGAAUCACGCUGAAAGUCACGCGCUCGUCACAGCGGAAAAUGUCACAAAGACACGAGCCGUUUUCGAACAAUUUUUAUUAACUUUCUUGUCAAACUUAUUUUUAUCUGAACUCUUUUUAAAAGUAUAGGUUAAAAAUCAGGGAAAUUAGUAGAGUAUUAAGACACGUAAUGAAAUAAACGCGAAAGCAGUUUCGUGAUGAAAAAUCGUGUCGGUUUCGUGAGAAUCUUAGUCAAACAUCACAAUUUUGAAAGGAUUUCUUUUAUAUGUAAAUUAGUCUUUUACCUUAAAUAUAUGGCUCUAAGCAAUAAAAUUGUCAGUUUACCUCACGCAUGAGCGAGUCAACCUCGUCCGACUUCUUGCAUCGACUUCCGAAAAAACCAUGGAACAAAAGUUGACGCUCCCGACGAUAAUUUCCCUCAAUGUUGGCGGACAUUUCUUCACCACUCGCCUCUCCACGCUUUUGAAAGACGAAGAUUCCAUGUUAGCUGCAAUGUUCAGUGGGCGAUACAAACUUGAAUUGGACAAAGAAGGAAGAUAUUUUAUUGAUCGCGAUGGAAAAUACUUUGGUUAUAUCUUAAAUUACUUGCGUGACGCGUCACUUCCAAAACACUGCGUUGCGCUACAAGUGUAUCGCGAGGCGGACUAUUUCCAGUUAGAGCAACUUAUUCGUGAGCUUGCAUCCUAUCCAUCUGUGAUCCCACAUAUUGCAAUAGAGGAACAAAAAAGAGACUUAGCAGAAAGUUAUCACCACUGGAAAAGCGUCCUUUUAGAAACUACGCGACGAAAAUUUCACAAAUUUGUCAAAUUCGUCGUUGGUCGUGAUUGCGUGAUAACUGUCACGCGAUACGCUUCUGAAAAGGAUUACAACCUUAGUGAAGAUACCUGCAGAAGUUUUAUCUCACUUAGUGAUGGUAAUGAAAAUUGUCAAAGCCAUCAGUUCUUUAGCGUGAACGACUCUGGAGAGAAAUUAGAGUAUUACAUCGGUUCCCAUCUUCCAUCGAUUGAUUUUAUUGUUCCGAAUGAGGAUAUUCCAGACUGUCAUCAGUUCACGUCACUGGUUGAAAAAGAUCUGCGCCUAGAAGGGUUCUGUGUCAGCGGAAGUUUGACGCAUGCGUGGAAGUGUGGUCUGUGUGAUAUGACAGGAACUCUUCACCAGUUAGCUUUCAUGUGGGUUCUUCCAUAUCCAAACACGAAUAGCGAGGAAAUAAUGAAGAAGUUUUAAAGAAUAUUUAUCUAUAAUAACUUUAAGAACAACAUUUUAAGUUUUGCAAACAAGAACGUCGUCAGAGCACUAGACCAUAUUACUUUUGGUGAUUUUGGUGACUAGUAUAGAAAGUUUUGAAAGCUUCUUUGUAUAAAUUUGCAAGUUGUAAUUUGAAUAUUUUGAUAUAAGCUUUAAAUCUCCGACCUAAACAAUGUUAGCAAUUCUCAAAAAAAUCUAGCAAGACUUAUAUUCCCGGACCAAUUUUCUGUUGCAAGUGGGGACCGCAUCCCUGUCCCCGCAGCUGGUGCCGAACGCGCUCAAACUUGCCCGGACUGUUGUUCAACCAGAGGUGAAAACCAUGUUUCUCCAGGUAGGGGUCGGGUUAUUGGAAUGAUGUGGAAAAAUAUCUGAAUCUUCGAAAUAUUCUUCAAUAUAAAGCGAAAUUAAAGUUGAUAAGUUGUGUUUGCA